UUGUUGUCUUCAGCUGUGUACAGAGUCAAGAGAGAGAAAAACACAAAUUUCAACAAAAAGAAAGAAAUCGAAGAAGACUCUGAUUCACGGAGAAGGUUUUGGUUUAAAGAAGGAGAAAGAUGAACACUCGCGCGAUCUACGCCGUCAUAGCGAUCCUCGCAAUCGUAAUCUCAUCCGUCGAAUCUAGCGGCGACUUCGUAGAUUCGCUAGAUUUCGUAAGAACCGCCGGAGGUUCGUCGUCGUCGCUAUUCUCCGGAGGAUGCAAAGGAUCGAUCGCGGAGUGCAUAGCCGAGGAAGAAGAGAUGGAGUUCGAUUCGGAUAUCAGCAGGCGUAUAUUAGCGCAGAAGAAGUACGUUAGCUACGGUGCGAUGAGGAAGAACAGUGUGCCUUGCUCUCGACGUGGUGCUUCGUACUACAACUGUCAGCGUGGAGCUCAGGCGAAUCCUUACCGCCGUGGAUGCAGCGCCAUCACUAGGUGCAGGCGUUGAAAGAUGAGUUUUGAGUUUUUCUCACACUCUUAAAAAUUCCUAUUUUGCCCUCCUUCUUUUGUGUUUAUUUUUUUAAUUAUUAUUUUUUUCUUCCGGGAUAUAUGGGUUUGAUUGAUUUACACAUUUGGAAACUAUCAUAGUAACAAAACAAAAAAAAAUUGCUUCUUGUUUUUUACUUUUUAUUUUGGUUUGUUCCAUAAAUAUACAUAAUAUUUAAAUAAAUAAUUCAAAGUUGCGUAGAUUAAAAUUAAGUUAUUAUUAGUUCGAAAAGUGGGGUGAUUUUGAGAUCUGUGCCUAGUUUUGUGUGUGUGUGUUGAUUACCGUUAAUUUAAUUUUAUUUGAAUCUGA
This is a messenger RNA of Camelina sativa (false flax), 836 nucleotides long. The record is from RefSeq and is a predicted model, not a curated record. NCBI's taxonomy places the organism in Eukaryota, Viridiplantae, Streptophyta, Magnoliopsida, Brassicales, Brassicaceae.